GAGACACAUUUCAUUUUUAAACUGUUUAAACUCUUAUUCUUUUUAAACUAACCCACAGAAUUAUAUUUUAUUUCAUUCCUUGCACUAUGUCUUGUUGUCUAAAUGUCUAAAUGUCCGUCAUGCACCAACCGCCAAGUCAAAUUCCUUGUAUGUCUGUCACGAUUCCUGAUUCCUGAUCAUGACGUUAAAUCUUAUUUUUAAAGCCCAAAACUAAAUCUGUCGCUCCCCUUUGAAGCCUCUAAAGUUUCCGCGUACCUGAUCCCACAUUUACAGAAUGUCACCUCUCGUUCCUCUAAAGGCCAGCAGGCCUCACGAGACCGGGCCCCUCCCUCUAGGACAACAACACCGAUUGUUCCCCAAACCGGCCUCAGAGCCCCGACCAAGCGGGUCGAGUCCCCCAGAGGCCCAACAGGUAGAGAGCGCAGGAACCUGGGAGGUCCCAGAGGUCCCUGAGGUCCUGAAUGCAUCGGCCCUUGAAUGCAUCGCCCUGGCUGCGGUCUGGAACCUUCCAAGUGGCUUGAGGAAUGACCUGAUACUGUCACUCGAGGCGUGGUGGAGGAGCUGCCUUGGGUCUGCGGGGGGGGGAAGUGAGAAGAAGCCAACACUGAAUGUGUGAAACACGGAGCCUUCGAUCAAACGAUGACAAAUAGUCCUCUGAGUCCCUUCAGUUUUCACAUGUUUUAGAAACACAUUUCCAAGUGCACAUGAAGUAUAAAGGCCCAGUGCAUGCUGGGAGAAACAGGAGAGCAAGGAACCAAUGACCUGACUGAUAAUCCACCUUGUGAUAGACUCGUUUGAUGAUUCUAACCCGUCUCCUUGGUCGUAUGUGGAGCUGAGUUCUUCAUGGACGACCUCCAGGAUCCUUUCCUGGUGUGCGUUCACCUCAUCGUUGACCCCGGCCAGAGGAAGCCUUUGCAGAGAGCCGCCGACGGCGUUCUGGCGUGGGUUCACCCCGAGCUGCAGCUCCUGCGGGUUUCGGAGCGGGCCUCCUUCUCGGGGCCCAGGCGCCGUCAGAGCGGCGGCCGGCCGGCCCUGGCGGUCAUCGUCUUCCUGCAGGAGGAGCAGGCCCUGAUGCUGCAGCGCGUCCUGCGCAGGCCGCCCUGGCGCUACCACCACACGGAGGAGGUCAGCAACGCCCCCCCGAUGCUGUCGCCCUGCAGUCAGGACUUCUUCACGCUGUCCAGCGGCACGCCACUGUGGGCCGUGCGGCAGAUCAACUGCGGGAAGGAGGUGGCCCGGUUCACCGUGUACUGCCGCCAGGAGAACUACGUCCACAUGGUGCGGCUCUACAAGCUGCUGCUGCAGCGCGGGCCGGCGCAGAGGAAGGAGGACUUCUGCUUUUUCGUGGUGUACUCCAACCCUGAGAUGGAGGUCCAGUUGUCCUUCAAGAGGCUCCCGACGGGCCAGAGGGCCGCUGCGCUGGAGGCAGCGGUGAUGGAGGUCAGGGUGCCGGAUGUUGGGGCACUGGUGCCCCUUCUUCCUCGGCCCUGCUGCCCCAUUAGUGACGUCCGCUGGCGGACGGAGGACUACGAUGGAAACAAGAUCCUGCUGCAGGUCCGAGCGUCUCAUCCCGUCUCUGGUUCGGUCUCGGCUCCCUCCACCUUCCUCCGGAGCUCCGCCUCCGACAGGAACUGCCGGCAUUACCACCGGUCCUCGUCCCGCCCCCGAGUCCAGCACCCCGUGGUCCGCAAGGACCACCAGGAGCAGCAGGACCAGUGUUCCACCUGGAUGCCUGAUGAUAGGGGCCACAGGUCGGGCUCCCUCUCCCCCCGCUCCUCCCGCGGCCCCCUCCACCGGAGCCCCUCCCUCCACCGGAGCCCCUUCCUCGUCCCGCCCUUCCGUCUCAACCUGGACGCUUUGAUUGGGGCGCGGGAGACGGACGUGGACACGGGGGACAUGGUGAACCCGGGGGGCAGCGUGGACCUCAGCGUGGUCUCCGCCUGUUUCAAACCCGCCCCCCCAGCUGGAGAGAUGGGGGCCUUCCCUCCGUGGGGGAGCAUCCCAACAUGCCCCGCCUGCACCUCGUUGGGGGGGGUUCCUACUCCCUCUCCGAGCGAUGGCUCCUCCCACCAGUCGGACUGCUGCAGCGUCAUCAGCGCGCGGGUGGAGGAGCAGGAGGAGCAGGAACAGGAGGGGGAACAGGAGCAGGGGGAGCGGGAGGAGGAUCAGGAGCAGGGGGAGCAGGAGGAGGAUCAGGAGCAGGGGGAGCAGGAGGAGGAGGAGGAGCAGCAGGAGGAGGAGCAGGAGGAGAAGGAGUUCUACAUCUGAUGCUUCUUCCUGUGUUUGUGUCUCGGAGGUUAAAUGCCUGGAGGAGCAGUACGCGUCUCCUAAAGGUUCACACCUCCUUCUCCUUUUAAGGCGUCAUUAUUGUACUGAGAGAAUGUAAAAAACAAAGAACACGUAAAAAAGGGGAAGAUUCUUUAACUUUUCUCUACUGAAAUGACUCUGAAAAGUCUUGAGUUUUUUUACAUCAUAUUUUCAGUUUGAUUAUUGGAUCGAAUCCAAAGAGGCGGAGCCUCAGUCAUGGUGGGAGGAGGCGAGGCUUUGCUUAGCGGUUAGCUGUAGCAGUUAGCAUUUAGCUAAUAAAAAGUUAUUACCUUUUUUCAAAUACAACCAGUUGAACAAGUUGAAAUAUUAACAUUCAACUGGGAAAUAUAAUAGCACCAAAUAAAGAUAAUUUGCUUUACCUGCAGGUCAAAAGGAGGAACAGGAUUUAGUAUUUAACACAUUACUUGUCAUUUAUUUAUUUAUUUGAUGAGAAAGUAAGAAAUUUCAACUGUCUAAUUAAUAACCAAAUCAAACGCAUAGUAUAAAAAAGGGAAUACAAAAUAACAAAUAAAUGAAAUAUAACUGCAGUGUUCUGGUAGUAAUGUCUUGUGUUAUAAUGCAACAUAAAUACCUUCAUCUCACAUUACACUGGAAUCCACCUGUAAAAUGAUCACCUCUAACUUUAAGGGACAAAACAUCUGUUUGUCUGUUUCUUCUUCAGUGAAACCUCCGACAAAUCUGGAAGUGUCAAUGACCAAAUAAUCACGUUCAUUACGUACAAACUUAUUGUUAAAUGUACGAAUUAAAAAUAUGCUUAAUUAAUGAGGUGGUUUGUGCAUCUGGUAAGGAAGCCCCCCCCCCCCC
Molecule: messenger RNA, 3132 nt
Organism: Pungitius pungitius (ninespine stickleback)
Lineage: Eukaryota; Metazoa; Chordata; Actinopteri; Perciformes; Gasterosteidae
Product: protein FAM124A
Exons: 3
Coding region: 844-2268 (474 amino acids)
Source: RefSeq, a predicted model, not a curated record